CUAAGUGGGGGGCGGACGUACAUUUUCAGCCUUGCUCGGUUGCCUUCCAUCUUGAAAACCAGCUCGACUUCUCCUCUAACAAUUCGGGAAGACUUCAAGGAAUGCAUGAUCAUGGUUGACGAUCCCUUCGACGACUGGUAUAGCAGCCAUAUCGACGUCGAGGCAGGCGGAGAGUACAAGCCCGGGGAGUUCAACUUCUAUGUUAUCGACCAUGAUGCUGGCUCAGAACAUCCAGCAAAAGCGAUACAGGUUCAGCCAGACGGCGUGGAUGCUUGGGUCAACCAGCGUGAAGCAGUUCGUUGUGGAUACUGAUGCGUUGAAUCGUACUGACUUGCUUCAGGCUCCUGCAAAAGUCCCGGGAGUGAACAUCCUGUGAGUUGGGUGUGGGUGCAAACUGUUGUGGCACAACUCAUGGUCAAAUGUCUAGUGUUGCUCAACACGAGAGACUGUUCCAUACCGUUGACAAGGAAAGAGAUCUAUUCACUUAUCGCUGGCUGCCUUUCAGUCCCGCCCACUACAAGAGCAUAAUCACUAAACUACGCCUUCCACAGCAAUAUUUUCAAGUUCGCACCACUGGCGGUGCCCAUGCAGGAGGAGCCGCCUAUCGAACCUAUAGAGACGAGAAAGGUCGGGUACUACGAACCUCUCUGAUCGUGCGAGCUUCUAGUAGCGAUAGAAAUAAACAUCACGCGCCUGUGACCUUAACACUCUCAUGGUCAGCGCCGACUGGCCGUACAACAGGGUAUAUCAACGGCAUAUCGCCGUCAGACUUACAAUCUUUCGUGAACCUUAUCAACUCCUGCACCACCUUUCUCGGCCACCCUCUUACCGUCGCGGAGAUAUUUCUGCACCUCAUCGUCAGAAAUUUGAAUGAGGUUAUACGCCUUCCGGAAGAAGAGAGAUACUACGUGGACGAGAUACGGACCGGUCUGGCUGAAGCUCAAAUAAACCCUUCCAAGACGGGAAACCAUGUUGUUUGGGGUUGGAAAUUCCAGGAUUUUCUUGACUCGACCACGAGAGCUAAUAUGUUUCUCACGACUUUGGCUUACCUGCAACGACGGUUUCAAUUCGCUCACCAAGUCUACGGGCGACUGCUGAAUAUCUUGGAGGAGUUCGAAACGUAUGAAUUCGAGAGUCCGAACACGAAGGUUUUACUGGAGCGUGGCGCCAAUGAACGUAGGGAAAGACUCACAAACAGGCUCAAUGACGUGGAGAACUACCAGCAUCAAUGCCAAUGUAUGCAAAUGCGAGCAGAGAACAUGAUCAAAGUGCUAUAUACAGUGCUGUCCCAAAUCGACAGUCGAACCCAAAGUCGCAUGGCCCAAGCCAACCUCGGAAUUGCACAAGCAGUGCGGAGUGACAGCAUCCCCAUCCGAACCAUUGCAUAUGUGAGUCUUGUCUUCCUACCCGGCACCUUCAUCGCUUCCAUUUUUGGGACGAACUUCUUUGGUUUCGAAGCUCAAACACGCUCCUUGACGGUCGCUGCGUCGUUCUGGAAGUAUUGGGCCAUAACGAUUCCCGUCACUAUCUGUGUUCUGCUACUGUGGAAUUUCUGGGUCUGGUGGGAGAAGAGAUAUGUCAUUGCGCCGAGGGAGAAUGAGUUGGAGCAUCCGCUUGGAAGCCCACUUGCCAAUGAAACCGGCAUCGGCAACAUCAUUCAAGGGGAGAGGACUCAGGGUCAGGGGGCGAAAGAUAGGAUUUGAAGAGUUCUCUUAUCCGGCAACAUCUCGACCGUCAUGUGUCUCGCUCGGCGAAAGAGACAACGAACCGCUUCCAUCCCCGGAAACCAGCACACAUGCUAGCUUCGAGAGUAUCCAUGGUCGAGAGAUAUUUGAAACAGGUCAAAAUGUCUUUCACGGUCAUUCAAGUAUCUGCUGCCCUAGUAUACGCUCCAUUCACCUCAUCUAUUUCGAGGAACGGCAAUUGUGAGGGGUGGUACAUGGCUAUGUGUGCCAUGUCGGCCAAUGGCAAGGCUUUCCACGCACGGCUUCCUUUAUAUGGAUAGAGAGACAACGAACACGGCGUCCGCGGUGAUAAAAAUAAAGGUUGCGC
Westerdykella ornata is the source of this 2052-nucleotide messenger RNA. RefSeq lists its product as uncharacterized. The coding region runs from base 420 to 1703 and encodes 427 amino acids. Lineage: Eukaryota; Fungi; Ascomycota; Dothideomycetes; Pleosporales; Sporormiaceae. The record is from RefSeq and is a predicted model, not a curated record. The transcript is spliced from 3 exons.